This is a messenger RNA of Phytophthora sojae, 1113 nucleotides long. RefSeq lists its product as hypothetical. NCBI's taxonomy places the organism in Eukaryota, Oomycota, Peronosporomycetes, Peronosporales, Peronosporaceae. The transcript has a single exon. The annotation marks the transcript as partial. The record is from RefSeq and is a predicted model, not a curated record.
AAGACCCAGAUCGUGAGGAAGAAGCUGAGAGCGCCAGGCUUGGACGACGAAGGUCCCAGACCGUCGGCGCUCGACUGGUCUGAGGCUGACCUGGAUCGUCAGUAUUACUUGAAGGAACUGCGAGAUUUCUUGCGUCAAGAUCCUGUCAUGGUGAUCGUGCGGCCAGAGCAGAUCGACGACCCGAAGGGCCUGAUCUCGGCCCGCCGAGUGGCGGAUAACAAGCUGAUGGUGGUGAAGAACCUGCUCGGGCUGUUGAAGGAAGCCAGCUUCGUGGCUGGCGCCUUUGAAGCGAACGAUCUUUUCGAUCAAGAUCUCGAUGUGAUCCAGACAGCGAUUCAGACAUUGGUCGACAAGUUGAGACCUUUGGUCGACAUGAUCGCGGACAGUCCGGACCCGAAGGUGCCAGAUCCGGUGUCGCCGGCUCCAGUGUCAUCGCCGCGAGUGGAGGCCACUGGGUACCGAUCGUCGUCACCUUAUGUCUCCGCAGCGGAACAUGUAUCGGAUACGUCGUCUGAACCCCAACGAAUGUCCCUCGGCCCUUCAGGAUCUGCGAUGUUGGACUUGGACGCGCGAUCACGGAGUCAACGUCAGGAACGCAUGCGGUCAGGACCUCGGAAGCAGAAACCCAAGUCGACCGAUCGGACCACCAGUGCUACCGGAUCAGAUGAGUCGAAUGGCAAACUGGAGUCUUACUUUGAGGCUGCGAUGGCUCGAUUUCUGAAGGAACAACAGGCCACGGUGGUAACACCUACUCCAGUGGUCGACGACCACGUUGGAUCGCGGGACGUGGAGAUGGAAUCAGCCGGAUCGCCGGAUCAAGAUCUCUCUCAGUGGGAAUACGAUCCGGACGAUAUUGAUCUACCUAGUUCGGCCCCUGCUGUGGUGGCCACCGCUGCCUCAGGAUCCACUGGGUCCUCAUUGAUCCAGCGUGUACGGAUUUCGACGAUGUCCGAUCUUAAGGAGUUCAGUGGCAAGGAUCAGGACGAAGACCGCGCCCGAUCGUGGAUCAGCAAGGUAAAGUCGGCGCUCCUGCGAGAUCAGGCUACGGACGAAGAGAAGUGCUUGACCUUCGCUGAUCUACUGACGGGCCCGGCGAAGAACUGGUACCGCCAG